Molecule: messenger RNA, 2413 nt
Organism: Eleginops maclovinus (Patagonian blennie)
Lineage: Eukaryota; Metazoa; Chordata; Actinopteri; Perciformes; Eleginopidae
Gene: cxcr3.1
Product: chemokine (C-X-C motif) receptor 3, tandem duplicate 1
Exons: 2
Coding region: 524-1684 (386 amino acids)
Biological process (GO): calcium-mediated signaling; positive regulation of cytosolic calcium ion concentration; inflammatory response
Cellular component (GO): external side of plasma membrane; membrane
Molecular function (GO): C-X-C chemokine receptor activity; C-C chemokine receptor activity; C-C chemokine binding
Source: RefSeq, a predicted model, not a curated record
AGUAGAAAUCUAAAAUACUUAAAGUGGUGGUGACUUGCUAUGUGAGUCUUUACUGUUCGUAAAUGUGUUGCAAAUUCUCUGCACUUUGCAAAGAUAGAUGAAUGCAUAGAUGAACUACACACCCAAACAUGCAGCAGAGUCUCAUAUGAAAUAUAUAUACAGCACUUAAAAAAUUGCCAACCAUGCUCCUUAGGGUUGUAUUCAGUUGUCUUUGACUGAUUACACACAAAACAACAAAAACUUAACAAAACCCUUAACGAUGGGUAAGGUGUUGUAAAGAAACGAAAUUCCGACACUUUAGUGGAUCAAAUAGGAAAGUCUAGAAUUGGGUGUCAAUGCAAUAUCAACACGUUUAGAAAAAGGUCAUUUACAAAGUAAAAUUUCCACUGAAAAAGGACGAUUGUUUGCCAUUUUUGAUCAUGUAUGCCCUUUAAAAAAAAGAUGGAUAGAUUUGUGUAAAGCUACACAGCACCAUCAUGUGGCUGAAAAACAAACCAAAAAAUCAAAUGCUCGGACAAAAUAAAUGUUUAUAUCCUUCCGAACUUCUAUUCUUCUUUUUGCACAGAGAUUCCAGAUGGAUGACGUGAUCUCAUGGAACGGAGGAAACUUGCUUGAAGGCAUAGAAGACUUGUACGACAAUGCCACUGAUUGGGACCAAUGUUGUUCUGAAGGUGAUGUGUGUGACCUGAAGGAGGGCAUGCAGUUUGAGUCGGUGUUUAUCCCAGCUCUGUACUCCGUGGCCUUUGUUGUGGGUGUCCUGGGGAACGGGUUGCUGCUGGGAGUUCUGGUUAAAAGCAGGGGGAGCUGGAGUGUGACGGACACUUUCAUCCUCCACCUGGGAGUAGCAGACCUCCUGCUGCUGCUGACGCUUCCGCUGUGGGCCGCACAGUCCGCUCGAGAGCAAGGAUGGGUGUUUGGCACUCCGCUCUGCAAGAUCACUGGAGCUGUUUUUACGAUCAACUUCUACUGUGGGAUCUUCCUGCUGGCAUGCAUCAGUCUGGACCGCUACCUGUCCAUCGUCCACGCUACCCAGAUGUACUCCCGCAGGAACCCCCGGGUGGUUCACAUGAGCUGCUUGGCAGUGUGGUUCUUCUCCCUGUUGCUCUCCCUCCCUGACUGGAUCUUCUAUGAAGCUGUUAUGGAUAGCAGAAGAGUCACCAGAACAGAGUGUGUUCCCAACUUCAACCGUCACGACCCCCAAAGAGUCUUUAGGUGGGAACUGGCCUCACGCCUGCUCUACCACAUAGCUGGCUUCCUGUUGCCCUCCGCCGUCCUCAUCUUCUGCUACUCCUGCAUCCUGCACCGGCUGCGCUGCGGCUCUCAGGGCCUUCAGAAGCAGAAAGCCUUCAGGAUCAUCGUGGCUGUGGUGGUGGUGUUCUUCAUCUCCUGGACGCCAUACCACAUCACUCUCAUGGUGGACACAUUUCAUUCGGAAGACAGCUGUGGAGUCCAAUUAUCUCUGCAAAAAGCCAUGUUGGUCACUUCCACCCUGGGUUACCUCCACUGCAGCCUCAACCCCAUCCUGUACGCAUUCGUGGGUGUGAAGUUCAGGCGUCAGCUCGUCGACGUCCUGAGGUAUAUGGGCUGCCAGCUGAAGAUGAGCGCCAAACUGCACUCUGUUACCAGCAGGAAAAGCUCCAUAUGGUCGGAUUCUGCAGACACCUCCAACUCCAUCGCUGUCUGAAAGGGAUCCACAAACAUUUUAACAGGCCAUUUAUUAUUGAGCUUAUUUGGUAGAGCUGGAGGCCUUGCACUUGGGCUCGGUCCCUGAUGCAGAGGAGAGGGGUUUGAAUCUGACCAAGAGACAAUUUACAUCUCAUAAAUCUGUUUUGAGCUUGCAGUUAGUGCUGUUUUGUUGUACUGGGAAACUAGAAUAAACGCACAGCUGCUGCACUGUAGGUUUAAUAAAGUUAGUACAGUAAGUGAGGUAUUAUCCUAAUAUUAUCUAUACCCCUGUUCUAUGUUUGAAUUCAAUUUUAAAAAUAAGAUUAUCCACAAGUUAUCCCCUCGUUCUCCUCCUUCAAUUAAGGCACUGAUGGCCCAAAUAAUUACCUUAAAAAACGAAACAAAAAUGCACAUACAAACCUGAUCAAGACAGAGAUCUGAGCAGCUGGCUGAACAACGUGUUCCUGUACAUUUCCUGUGUUUUCCUGUCGUUCUCAGCGCAUUAAUAGCUCAACAUGACAAAUAUAUUUCUGAGGUCAUACAGCUGUACUUAUAGGCCGCAGAUUUAUUUUAGUUGUAAUGGAAACAUGGCAUUCCCCUUCUCCCGACUUUAAAGGCUACAUUGCAACAUAACAUGUAAAACUGCAGUGAGUAUCGUAUGGCAGCUUUUAUACUUAGUAUACUUUUUACUGCAUGUCAUUAUGUAAAUAAAUUGUUCAAAUAAAGAUGACAAGUGUUUUCAACAUUA